Myzus persicae (green peach aphid) is the source of this 2117-nucleotide messenger RNA. RefSeq lists its product as uncharacterized. NCBI's taxonomy places the organism in Eukaryota, Metazoa, Arthropoda, Insecta, Hemiptera, Aphididae. The record is from RefSeq and is a predicted model, not a curated record. The transcript is spliced from 7 exons. The coding region runs from base 183 to 2117 and encodes 644 amino acids.
UCAAUUAUGUGUGAUUGUGGUAGUGUGACACCAUAAAUAUUUUAAUGUCACCUAUCGAAGUUCAGAAUAUUAAUUAUUAUUGUUCCGUCUUUCAAAUGUUCAAUAUAAUAAUAUAGAUAAUUUAUUAUUAUAAUACCUAUUAUAUAUGAAUUACCUUCCUUUGCAAUAUAAUUGAAAUUAGAAUGAAACGCUCAAGAAGAAUGAUUGAAGCUGCUAAAAAGGUCUCUAGAAAUCUUUUUCCACCUUCGACUCAAGCAGGGAAGCGUGAUAUUGAUAAAUUAGCCAAUAAAACUGAAGAUAAAAUUAAUGAGUGGUUAAUGUCUUGUGAAAAAAAAUCAUUAAGUAACAGCAGCAAAUCUAACUCCAUUAAGGAUACUGCUGAUGAAGAACAAAACAAAACUGAUUUAUCUGUCAACAAAAUUAAUGAAAAUGUAUUCAAUGACAAAAUUACAAAUUGGUUAAAUGCAUGUGAACCACUGAAUUAUAACAACUCAAGAGACAUUAUUAAUAUGAACCAGGAUCUUCUGAAUAUUAGUGAAAAUACAGAGCUUACAGACACAUUAUUUUUUUCAAAUACUCCUGAAAAUGAUCUAGACAUCCAUGAAAUGGAUUUUAUUUACAACAAUGAUGAACUAGUUCCUGACAAUAACACACCACUUGAUGACUUGUUUCCUAUUGUUAUACAAAUACCAUGCACUACUGAUCUUGAUCAUGUAACUGAACAUGAUACACCUGCUAAAGUCUCAAACAUAAGUUCAAAUCCUGAGUAUGCUGAACCUGUACAGACAAAUCCAAGUGGUAGAAAAAGAAAUAAAAAAAAUCAAAAGAAAAUAAAACAAAUAAAAUUAAACAAGAUUCCUCAUGAGUGGUUAAUUACAUGUCCUCACUCCAAUAAAAUAUCAAAAAAAUGCAAUGUAUCAAUUUUAAAGCCAACUGAUAUAAGCGCUUUUAAAACAAAUUUAUGUGAUUUAUCUUCCAAAAUAGAACAAGAUAAAUUCCUCCUUACAAUGAUGAAAAUUAAAUGUCCAAUAAGAACGGAUCGUCGCAAAGGAAACAAAGAAGAAAAAACAGUGAUUGUUUAUUAUUUGCCUACAGAAAAAGGUGACCUUCUUCAAAUCUGUUCAAUUGCAUUUACUGACAUUACAAGAAUUACAAAAAGGCGUUUAAAUAUAUUAGCUUUAAACUUAAAAAAAAGUCAUAGUAGCCCCAAAGAAAAAAGAGGAGGAUUUAGUAUUACAAGGGUAAAUACAUUUGACGAAAUAACUAUAUCUAUUAAAAACCAUAUAGAAUCUUUUAAAAGUAAAAAGAGUCAUUAUUGUAGAGAAGAUACAGGCCGUAGUUACUUGCAACCCGGUUUAUCUGUGGCAGUUAUGUGGAAACAUUGGAAGAAAAAGAGGGAAGUUAGUAAUCAAUCUACUGCAUCUCUAAGUAAAUAUUAUGAUGUGUUUUGUAAUAAUUUUAAUUUGAGUUUUGGUCAUCCAAGACAAGAUGUUUGUUCAUUUUGUUCUGAAACUUCAAUUAAAAUAAAAAAUGAAAUUGAUAUUGAGAAAAAAGUUGAUUUGGAAGAUGUAUUAUUGGAACACAAAAAUAAAUCAAAAUGUUUUUCUCGAAUGAUGGCAGAAAAAAUACCGAAUACUGUUCAGGUAUGUUUCGAUAUGAUGCAAAAUCAACCACUUCCUAAACUGAGUGUCACAGAUACAUUUUAUAGUAGGCAAGCAUGGGUUUAUAACCUUACUUUUGUUAUAAUGUCAGAGAAUGACCAGAGUAAAGAUAACUGCUACUUGUAUACAUGGCACGAAGGUGAAAGUGGUCGUGGACCAAAUGAGAUUGGAUCAGCUUUGUUACACUUUUUGGACAUUCUAGAAGAACGGUUUAAAACAGAGCUAAGACCGCCCACGAGACUCAACCUUUAUUCUGAUUCAUGCUCUGGUAAAAAUAAAAAUAAAUUUAUAAUGGGUUUAUUAUUAUAUUACAUGAAUUGUAAAGAAACUAUAUUUGAUAAAAUCAAACACAUUUUUCCUGUCAGAGGACACAGUUAUAUGGCUGCAGAUCAGGUAUUUGGUAGGAUAGAGAAAGUUCUAAUCAGAACCGAUAUUUUCAAUAGGUCAACGUCAUAA